UUUCGUUCAUUUUUGGUGAUUUUUACGAGCACAGUUGAGAGCUGACUACGGUGUACGGACGGACGAACGAUAGUUUUAAUUUAGUUUAGUACUUUAUUUUUAUUCUUUCGUUGCGAUUGAUAUUUUGUUUGCUUCAUUCACGGCGUGUGGCGUACAAUUGGAUUGGAUACGAGAUUGCCGGUUGUCUCUAAACUUAGGUGGAAAUCGCAGAGAGGCUGGUCCAAUGGCGUAAUCCGUGCUAACACCGAAAAUACUGUUCCCGUUAGUUGCCACGAAACUGAUGUCAGUUGUUUUUCGAUCGUUCGUUGUAUAAUAAAAGUUAGGCGACAUUCACCGAGAAACGCACACAGCACCGUACCGGAAACGGAGAAAAGACAAAAAUAGCUGUGCCGGCCGACCGAAAACAAAGAUGGCCUUGCCGGUUUUUUUAGUUGCCAUCGCCCACUGCAUCUACACGCCGUUCACCAAGGUGGAGGAGAGCUUUAACCUGCAGGCGAUCCACGACUUGCUGUACCAUCGGUUGAAUAUUUCGGAGUAUGACCACUUGGAAUUUCCGGGCGUUGUGCCGCGCAGUUUUCUCGGUCCACUGUUUAUCACGUUCUUGGUAACACCGAUUGCCACGGUGCUAGACUUUCUUGAUGUUAACAAGUUUUGGAUGCAAUAUGUCGUUCGCUUCGCCCUGGCCGGAACAGUGAUUUUUGCCUGGGACAAACUGCGUGUCACGCUGCAGAAGCGGCUUGGUGCCGCCGUCUCGCUGUGGUACAUUCUGAUCACCAUCACCCAGUUCCACUUCAUGUUCUACAUGAGCCGUCCACUGCCAAAUAUUAUGGCGCUUCCGUUGGUGCUGCUGGCGAUCAAUUAUUGGUUGACGCGGAGCGUCAAGCUGUUCAUCAUCUGCUCCGGGGCGGCGAUCAUUAUCUUUCGAGCGGAGCUCGCCAUGCUGCUGGGACUGUAUCUCCUGUACGACCUGUAUUACAAGCGAACAAAGUUGGAUGCCGUGCUGAAAGUGGCCAUCCCAGCUGGUGUGCUGUUCGUUCUGCUAACGAUGAUUGUCGAUAGUUUCUUCUGGCAGCGGGUGCUGUGGCCCGAAGCGGAGGUUUUCUGGUUCAAUACGGUGCAGAACAAGAGCUCCGAAUGGGGUACGUCACCAUUCCUAUGGUACAUCUAUUCGGCCCUUCCGCGAGCGAUGGGCCUAUCGCUGCUGUUCGUACCGUUCGGAAUCGCGCUGGAAACGCGCAUCCGGUCGCUGGUCAUUCCGGGAGUGGUGUUCGUGCUGCUCUUUUCGAUGCUGCCCCACAAGGAACUGCGCUUUAUUAUCUACGUUUUUCCGCUGCUGAACGUAGCGGCCGCCUGUGCCUGUAGUAGAAUAUGGCACAAUCGACAAAAGACAUUUUUUCAUAAGUUUUUAUCGCUCAUUGCACUGGGACAUCUGGUGGGGAAUGCUUUCCUGACAAUGUUCCUGCUGCUGGUGGCAGGUACGAACUAUCCCGGUGGAAUCGCUAUUUCAAGAUUUCAUCGAAUGGCUGCCGGUGAAACCGGCAUUUCCGUACACAUCGACAACCUGGCAGCUCAGAGUGGAGUUUCUCGCUUUUUACAGGUUCACUCCGACUGGAUCUACAGCAAGGAGGAACGCCUGGUUCCGGGCGACCUGCGGCUGCAUCGGUUCGACUAUCUGCUGACGGAAGCGCGCGAUAAAUACUCGGACGAGAUGCGGCUGCUGGGACAGACGCACGAAGUGCGGGAAUUCGUCGAGUGUUUCAACAGCAUCGGGCUGCAGUAUCGGUCCGUUUUGCCGGUAAAGAUAAAGACGAAACCAUGCGUGUUUAUCAUGCAACGACGGCCGGAGGUGGAUCCGAGCCGGAUUCGGUUGAACUUUGACGAUGUGUUGGAAACGGCCGGCAUCGGUGGCAGUGGAGCACUGAGCGAUCCCGAGUUUCCACCGAUCGAAAUCGAUGGCAGGGUAGAGGAGGAUGAACCGGACGACGAAGAACCAGAUGGGGAAGAUGAACCAGACGAAGCAGAAGAAGAGCCUAACGAGGAAGACGAAUCUGAAAAAGAGGUGGUUGAACAACCGGAGAAAAAACUGCCUCGAUUGAGAAAAAUCCGACCACCGAAAGAACCCAGUUCGACAGUUCCGAAAACGAUACCGCGUUCUGCCUCCAAGGGCCGACUGCGAGUACGACAGAUUCUGGAGGAAAAUGCACAUCUCCUGCAGGAGGAUGAAGACGGUGAAACGCAGGAGGACAAACGAGCUAAAGUGGCUUCCUAUUUGCAGCGGGCAACCACGCCCAAGCUAAGGACGGCUCAGCGAAUUAUCAAAGAGGAAAAACUAAAGCAACUGACCAGCGAGUUGAGUAAGCUCGAUUUUAGCAAUUUGUGUAAUCUCGAUCGGAUGUCGUCGCGGGAGUGUCUGAAGAUGAUAAUCGAUGAUCAGUACAGCGAAGAGGUUGAGUCGGAAACUGAAGGUGUUGCUGAUGAUGAUGAUGAUGAGGAGGAACAGGAGAAUCAGAAUGACGAAUGAGAAUUGUUAGACGUGUUUGAAAGUAGCUGCUGGAUUGUUCAAGAUCUAGUUCUAUUGCAAAAAAAUGCAGCCUACCAAAGUAAGUUAAAA
This is a messenger RNA of Sabethes cyaneus, 2611 nucleotides long. It is a transcript of the gene Alg12, whose product is annotated as probable Dol-P-Man:Man(7)GlcNAc(2)-PP-Dol alpha-1,6-mannosyltransferase. Gene Ontology annotation, biological process: protein N-linked glycosylation. Gene Ontology annotation, molecular function: alpha-1,6-mannosyltransferase activity. The coding region runs from base 410 to 2521 and encodes 703 amino acids. The transcript has 7 exons. NCBI's taxonomy places the organism in Eukaryota, Metazoa, Arthropoda, Insecta, Diptera, Culicidae. Gene Ontology annotation, cellular component: endoplasmic reticulum membrane. The record is from RefSeq and is a predicted model, not a curated record.